UUACCACAGUCCCAGAGUUACUCAUUGCACUUGAUGGAGCACAAUGCCGGUGGAAGCAGAGAAGCUGGAGCUCGAAGAACUGGACAAAACCUUGCUAAACAAAGUCAAACCAAAACCUCAGAGCAAAUACGAAAAAAUAUUCCAGCCAUGCGUUGCUGAGCUGGUGGGCACGACAUUUUUUGUCUUCAUUGGCUGCGUGUCUGUUAUUGAAAAUGUGGAAGCAGCUGGAAGACUGCAGCCAGCACUUGUGCACGGGCUGGCAGUUGCUGUGCUGGUGGCGUGUAUGGCGGAAAUCAGCGGAUCACAUUUCAACCCUCCGUUCACCAUCGCAAUCUGGCUAUGUGGAGGAAUGCAACUGACGAUGGUUGUCCCGUAUCUUAUCAGUCAGCUUAUCGGAGGUGUACUAGGAGCUGCAAUGUCAAAGGUUAUGACGUCAGACGAGAACUACGCGAAUGCUACUGGAGCUGCCUUUGCUGUUCUGAAAUCAGAUGAGCAGCUGGGGAAAGUGGUGUUUGCUGAAAUGGCCAUGACGUGUCUGGUGACUCUGGUGGUUCUGAUGGGGGCUGUUAAUGGAAAGAGCAAAAACCCAAUGGUGCCCUUCAUGGUGGGCUGCACCGUUAUUGUCAAUAUUCUAGCAGGAGGAGAUGUUUCUGGAACCUGUUUGAACCCUGUGAGAGCUUUCGGACCUGCACUGAUGGCAAACCACUGGGCUUAUCACUGGGUUUAUUGGGUUGGUCCGUUAGGAGGAGGUCUGGUGGCUGCUGCUCUCAUGAGGCUUCUGCUUGGAGAUGAGAAGCUACGGGUUGUACUGAAAUGAAACUGGAGCAUGACAUCUGCAUGUUAAAACCUUUCAACUCAUGACAUCAUCCUUAUUUCUAAGUAGAGUGUAGGAAUUUAUAAUAUCUAUUGUGUUUAGUACUGUGAGUCAGCAUACUUGACUUUUAUUAUAAAUGGAGAAUUUUUUUAAUGUUUUUUUUUCCAGCAGAUGCUAGCAUAAAACGAAAUGACAUAAAAUAGUUAGCUUUUUUCAUGCUGUUGUUUAGAAUUUACUUGAAAUAAACCUUAUUUGAUAUUUUUAUAUUAUCAGGGUGGUAUUACUAUAUCUCUGUUAUCUUUAUCAGAAUCAGAAUCAGAAUCAGAAAGAGCUUUAUAGCCAGGUAUGUUCACACAUACGAGGAAUUUGUUUUCGUGACAGAGCUUCUACAGUGCAACAGGAUUACAGAGACAGGACAAAAAACAGAUAAUAAAUAUAUUUUAAAAAAUAGAAGUAAGUAGUGAGUGCAAAUAUACAGAUUGACAAGUGUAUGAACAUAUUUAUUACUAUAUACAACGUUAUAUGAGCAGCCGUUAUGUGCAAAUUGGCAUGUAAAGUGUGUUGUUAAAUAAGUGUAUAUGUGUAUAAAAGCGUAUGGCAAGUA
Molecule: messenger RNA, 1418 nt
Organism: Danio aesculapii
Lineage: Eukaryota; Metazoa; Chordata; Actinopteri; Cypriniformes; Danionidae
Gene: aqp8a.2
Product: aquaporin 8a, tandem duplicate 2
Exons: 5
Coding region: 44-817 (257 amino acids)
Biological process (GO): water transport; transmembrane transport
Cellular component (GO): plasma membrane
Molecular function (GO): water channel activity
Source: RefSeq, a predicted model, not a curated record